Messenger RNA from Colletotrichum destructivum, 1344 nucleotides. RefSeq lists its product as uncharacterized. The record is from RefSeq and is a predicted model, not a curated record. The transcript has a single exon. Lineage: Eukaryota; Fungi; Ascomycota; Sordariomycetes; Glomerellales; Glomerellaceae. Bases 1 to 1344 code for a protein of 447 amino acids.
AUGAGAGACACAACUGCCGUUGUGAACGGCCUUCUUCUGGCUCUCGCCGGAUCCCUGGCCGCAGCCGAGUCCCUCAUCACUCUGCAUGGCGCAUCAGCCUCUGCCACGGCCUACAGCGUGGUCACGACUUCCGCAUCGGUCUCGGCCUCGGCCUCGGCUGCGGGUUCGAACUCCCGCGCCUCCACCACCAGACCCCUGCCACCGAUCGGCCGCGAACCCAACUGCUCCCGCUCCGUGAGGAGGUUCCGCGUCCCACCUACGCUCCCGACCCUGUCGGAAGCGACCACCACCUACCACAUCCAGUCGGCCUCAAACGCCACCCACACGCUGGCCUUGACCGCCACCCCCACCUCGCCGACCCUCACCAUCACCAGCAGCUCCCUCUCGUCCUCGCAGUCUGCCGCCCAGCCCGUCCCCCGCGACCUGGAGCACGAUGACGACAAGAAGACCAAGAGGAAGACCAGGACCCCCGAGCUCUGGCCCGUGAUCCCCCGGCCCACCGUCUUCAUCCCCGAGGAGGAGGCCAAGGACAAGAAGAAGGACAAGGAGAUGAGGGUCGAGGCCGCGCCGACCGUGGCCGCCACCGCCUCGGUAUCCUGCACCCCGACCGGCGGCGUCCCGCGCCCGCCCCGCGGUCCCAAGAAGAUCCGCGCCGCAAAGAUGAUCCGCGUCAAGAACCCCCGCGGGCCCAAGAAGCCCCAGGAAACCGAGGCCGCCACCGCCUCCGCCCGCACCACCACCACCGUCGUCGUCUCCUCCUCGGCCAUUCUCGAGUACCAGGCCAACGCCACCCUCGCCGGCCGGGACCUCCUCCCGGCGGCGCAGUCGACCGAGGCGACCACGCACAGCAGCAGCAGCCGCCGCUGCACCCGCACCCGGAGACCGAGCUGCUGGUGGAAGACCGGCUCGGCCAAGUCCUCCUCCGGAAGCGUCACCGGGUCGUCUACCGCCUCCCAGCCCACCACUUCCGCCCCAACCACCUCCGGCAACGACUCCAACAUCAGGACCAUCACCGUCCGUCCGGCAACCACCUCCACUCUCGUCACCAGUACGGUUUCCGUCUCCGGCUCGUCCCCGUCCUCCUGCCCGUAUCCCUCGACCACCGCCGGGGCCAGCGUCGUCACCGUCACCGUCACCGCGGAGCCCAGUUACGUCCCGACCUACUACCUGAACCCGUCCACCGACCAACGCGGCUUCCGCGGUCCCGAGGGUCUCGAGGAACCCCAGCCCGCCGUCACCAGCAGCUUCAGCUACACGGGCUGGCUGGGCCCGACCACCGACCACCGUGGCUUCCGUGGCCCUGACGGUCUCGAGGACGUCCCGCCCGCCGUCACUGCCGUUUGA